AUGGAAAAAGAGAGCAUUUUUAUCGAAAUCAAAAUAGCUCUACAUUUUUCCAAAUCGUUAAACAACCAACACAACAUGGCAUUAUUUAUCGAUGAACUUCAACUUGAUAAGCGAGACACAAUUAGAAUAUUACUAACAAUGAACAACAUCAGAGCAUGCAUAUGUUUUCACAUUAAAAUCAUUGACAUCAAGACAAAAUUUCCAUCACAAGUACACAGCGUGUGCAAGAAUAACAAUAUCAUGUUGUUUUUUACCUCAUGUCACAAAGCAAAACUAUCAAACAUGCCCAAUCCAACACAGAGCUAUUUAUGA
Helobdella robusta is the source of this 312-nucleotide messenger RNA. RefSeq lists its product as hypothetical. The record is from RefSeq and is a predicted model, not a curated record. The coding region runs from base 1 to 312 and encodes 103 amino acids. The transcript has 3 exons. Lineage: Eukaryota; Metazoa; Annelida; Clitellata; Rhynchobdellida; Glossiphoniidae.